Molecule: messenger RNA, 732 nt
Organism: Acanthoscelides obtectus
Lineage: Eukaryota; Metazoa; Arthropoda; Insecta; Coleoptera; Chrysomelidae
Source: the annotation of a GenBank genome assembly
AUGCUACUUUACCCAUGGUAUAUAAUCGGCAUUAAUAUGUUGCUGGAUAGACUAGAAUCGUGGGCUAUGGUACUUGACAAUAAAUCUGAUCGAGACGAAAUCGAUGAAAAGAUUAUAAAUAGUAUUCAAGCGGCAAGGGACAAAAUCAUUAGACAUUACGAACGGACUAACUGGAUGUACUGUGUUGUCCUGAUUUUAGACCCCCGACAUAAAGUGGAUACAUUCUCCAAUACAAGUUGGGGAAAAGAGUUGCAGAUAGAAGCAAUUAAACAUUUUGAAGAUAUUUUUAAAGCACAAUAUUUUAGGGCUGACUCUCUGCAAAUUUCUGAACCAUCACUUCAAGUAGCAGCAUCUUCAAACCCUAGUAAAGAUAGUAGUGUCGAAAAGUUUGAAAUAGAUCUACUAAGUUUGUUUAAUAGAAAACCUGCCCAUAAUGCAGACGACGAUAUGGCCUGGCGUUACGAAAUCGACAAAUAUAUUUCUGACCCAAGAGCUGACAGUACUGAAGAUAUUUUAGAAUGGUGGAAGAGACACGCAUGCAUUUUUCCAAACCUUGCCGCAAUGGCCAAAGACUUUUUGGCAACGCCAGCUUCUUCAGCUCCUGUUGAAAGGCAGUUUUCUAGAGCUGCCUUAACUCUCAAAACAAGAAAUCGAUUAGGCGAUAACUCCGUUAGAAGCCUUUUGUGUCUCAAAUCAUGGAUGGCAAAUGAGGAUAUUAAAGAUUUAUUUUAG